AUGUUGGUUCGAGGGCUAAGCGCUAUACGCCAGCACUCGACGGUGAAAACUGUUGGGAUAAUUUCGUUCCCCGCAAGGGCCUUUCAAAAAAAGGCUUUAAAUCAGUUUCACCCAUUUAACAACCCUCGCUUGAAUGAACGGGAGAUCAAAUUUUUGAAUCCAUUCACAUCCAGCGACCAUACGAGAAAAUGGAGAUACGCGUGGAAUCACGUACAGGAACAUGCGAAUGCGUUGAGGAGACUGGCUUUGUCAAAUGCAACUCGACGAUACGCAACCAAAAUCGCAUCAGCCUCCCCCAAGGAUCAAAUGUCAAAAUCAUCUUUGACCGUUGGAAAAACUUCUGGUUCCGAUCAAAAGAUCACGGAUUGGAAAAUUGUUAAAAAUCUGAUCGGAUAUAUAUGGUCCAAGGAUGAUCUCUCGGUUAAACUUCGUGUAGUGGCUGCAUUGUCCUUGUUGGUUGGAGGAAAAAUUCUCAACGUUCAAGUUCCGUUCUUUUUCAAAAACAUAAUCGAUUCCUUGAACGUAGACGUAGAAAAGAUAGGAACCGUUUGGACUGUUGUUGGCGCUGUGAUUCUUGGAUAUGGUCUUGCGCGAAUUGGCGCGACCGUUUUCCAGGAAUUGCGAAAUGCGGUAUUUGCCAAGGUGGCACAGAAAGCUAUUCGUCAGGUUGCAAAGAAUGUGUUCCGUCAUCUACAUCAGUUGGACUUGAAUUUUCAUCUUUCGCGUCAGACAGGAGGCUUGAGUAGGGCUAUCGAUCGCGGCACAAAAGGGAUAAGUUUCUUACUUUCAUCUCUUGUGUUUCACGUGUUACCGACGGCUCUGGAAAUUUCCAUAGUCUGCAGCAUAUUGGUAAUAUCGUCCUUGAUUUCUCUGAUCAUUCCCUACGAUGUUGUCCUACACGGCGUUUACAAUUCGAACAACUUCAUGGCGUAUGUUUAUCAAACAUCAAAAAGGACGAGAUUUCGAAAGAAGGCAAAUGAAGCAGAUAACGAAGCGGCAACAGUGGCUGUGGACUCCUUAAUUAACUACGAAGCCGUCAAGUAUUUCAAUAAUGAGCAAUUUGAGGUUGACCAAUAUGAUAGGGCUUUGUCCAAAUACGAAAAGGCCUCCCUCAAGCUCGCCACAUCUUUAGCCUUCUUGAAUUCAGGACAAAAUAUCAUAUUUAGCACGGCCCUGACCAUCAUGAUGUAUCUAGCUGCUCAAGGAAUUGUCUCGAGUUCAUUGACCGUGGGCGAUUUGGUUAUGAUAAAUCAACUUGUAUUCCAGCUUUCGCUGCCUCUGAAUUUUCUUGGCUCGGUCUAUAGAGAGUUGCGUCAAAGUUUAAUCGACAUGGAGGCAUUGUUUAAAUUGAAUGAUGUGAACAUUGCCAUUAAGGACGCACCCGAUGCAAAGGAAUUAAUACUAAAGGGUGGUGGGAUAUCCUUUAACAACAUUAAGUUUGGUUAUCAUCCUGAAAGGCCAAUAUUGAAUGGCGUCAAUUUUGUCGCACAAGGAGGGAAAAAAACUGCAAUAGUGGGACCCAGCGGAUGCGGAAAAUCAACCAUACUGCGGUUAUUAUUUCGGUUCUAUGACCCACAAUCUGGAAAUAUAGAUAUAGAUGGACAAAAAAUCCGAGAGGCUACAUUGAAAAGUUUAAGGUCUAACAUUGGAGUUGUACCUCAGGAUACCGCACUAUUCAACAACACAAUUUAUCAUAACAUCGCCUAUGGAAAAAUAACGGCGAGCCACGAUGAAGUGGUAUUGGCCGCAAAAAAAGCAAAUAUUCAUGAUGUGAUAAUGUCACUGCCUGACAAGUAUGAAACAAAGGUGGGAGAACGAGGAUUGAUGUUGUCAGGCGGAGAAAAACAGAGAAUAGCACUAGCGAGGGCGAUAUUGAAGAAUCCACCGAUUUUAUUUUUUGAUGAAGCCACAUCAGCGUUAGACAUACAUACCGAGCAAUCGUUGCUUUCAAAUAUAAGAAGUAUACUGCAAGAAAGUCAAAAGACCAGCAUUUUUGUUGCACAUAGGUUGAGAUCAAUAGCUGAUUCAGACGAAAUCUUUGUUCUGCGCGAUGGUAUCAUUGCGGAACAUGGAACGCACGAUCAACUAAUACAAAAAGAGGAUGGGAUAUAUCGAGAUAUGUGGUUCACACAAGAGAU
Molecule: messenger RNA, 2138 nt
Organism: Acaulospora morrowiae
Lineage: Eukaryota; Fungi; Glomeromycota; Glomeromycetes; Diversisporales; Acaulosporaceae
Source: the annotation of a GenBank genome assembly